AUGCUUGACCAGAUGAACAAGGCAUACCAGCACAACAUCCACUUGUGCAUGCAGCACAUAGCGAAACAACAAAUACUCAAGGACGAAAUCUUGAGAAAAAAGAAACGGGUCGUAGAGGUGCCGAACGAGAACGUCGCCAAGACGAAGGGCAUCUUCGAAGAGCCCAUAGAAGGCGACAUCACGCAGCGCGCGCAGCACACGAUGAAGUGCGUCGAAGAGGAGCUUGCAGAUGACCAGGACUUGGACGAGGAAACGCUCGCAGAGUUCACCACAGUACGCACGAAGUUCGUGGCGAAACCACAGGCGGAUGCGAGCACGUUCAAGG
Messenger RNA from Prorocentrum cordatum, 325 nucleotides. The record is from the annotation of a GenBank genome assembly. Lineage: Eukaryota; Dinophyceae; Prorocentrales; Prorocentraceae.